Molecule: messenger RNA, 1188 nt
Organism: Diprion similis
Lineage: Eukaryota; Metazoa; Arthropoda; Insecta; Hymenoptera; Diprionidae
Product: male-enhanced antigen 1
Exons: 4
Coding region: 134-607 (157 amino acids)
Biological process (GO): spermatogenesis
Source: RefSeq, a predicted model, not a curated record
UAAAAACGCCAGAACGUCAAUGCGUAUCGCUUGAGCUGUCAAACGUCAAAAACAAUUUGACAGCGCCGUUAUAUCCAGUGAUUAAUACAGCUCCUAAUUCAUUCGUUGGGAUACUCGAACGUGCGAGAGUUAAAUGAUGUCUCCUGAACCAACUCAGGAGCCGGUAGAGGAGAACCUCAAUGCUCCAGAUCUUAACAUUGGAGCAGCAGCUGCCAUAGAGUCUGACAGCGAAGACGAAGAUCCUGAUCUAGGCGGUUACAUGCCUCUUUCUCAAGUACCUCUUGACAGUGAUCCGAUGCUGGACGACGAUGAGGAUGAGGAGUGGUUAUCAACUUCACUGGACACCAACCACAUUUCUUCAUCUGUACCGGCAAGAAACGAACUAGAGGCGUGCGAACCAGAGACCUUAGAAGUCUGGUCUUCUCGGUCCAAUCAGUGUGACAUAGACUUAGACGAAGAUAAAAUUGAUCAAGUCAAAACUGCAAUGGCGUCCUUCAUGCUACCUACAACUGCAAUUCCAGAAUGGGCAAACAGUGUGUCGGAGGAACAGUGGAAACAAAUAUUGAUUGACAAAAUCAAAGAAAUGCAAAAUAAAGAUAAUAAUUGAUUCAGCUUUUCCACGUACUUUGUUGUUAUGUUUAAAUGGUGCUUCAUUAGCGAUUUAUCAACAAUUCAGAUUUGUAUAUUUAUAUUAUAUGUAAAACAAUGUAUUUAAUAAUAAUCCAAUGAAAAUGGUUGAUUUGCAAACGGAGGAAUGAGUAUAUCAUCAUUUUCUUUUUUACAUCUGAUUAUACUAUAACUAAUUCACCUUGUUGGUGAAGACUGGAAAAAAAGAAUACAUAUUUCAGUCGCGUGCACGUUAUACUGUAUAAUAUAUAGUAAUAUGUAUUCUUAAAUAUUAUCAUACAUAUUGUAUAAUUGAAUUAUUUUAUACACACAUAGUAUUUUCAUUCCUGAAUAAUAAAAACAUAGAAAAGGAAAUUUUUUGGAUCCUUGACAGUACCUUGGUCAUAUAAUUUUAUUCAAUUGGUUUCCAAGAAAAAUGCAGAGCUCUCCUUUCUGGCCUUUGCCUUUGCUUUCUAUAUACAUCAUAUGCGUGGAUACAAAUACUAAUAUUAGCGAAUAAAUUGAGCUGAAUCCCUGCUGCAUAACACGUCAUUUAUUCUACACAGUCCAUUAUUUUAGAAU